Rhinocladiella mackenziei CBS 650.93 is the source of this 3525-nucleotide messenger RNA. RefSeq lists its product as uncharacterized. NCBI's taxonomy places the organism in Eukaryota, Fungi, Ascomycota, Eurotiomycetes, Chaetothyriales, Herpotrichiellaceae. Gene Ontology annotation, molecular function: protein binding. Bases 1 to 3525 code for a protein of 1174 amino acids. The record is from RefSeq and is a predicted model, not a curated record. The transcript has 4 exons.
AUGUCUGGCAUCGGCGAGGCGAGCGCAGUGCUCGGCCUGAUCUGGUCCAUCAUCGCGAUAUAUGAAGCAGCUCAAGAGGUAUACGAAGCUGCUAGUGAUACUAAGGGACUUUCGAGGAAGUUCCGCGCAGCCGCUGAGCAAAUCCCAUUAGUGUACUACACUCUCAGCCUGGCCGAACGGAAUAUCAAAGCAAAAGCUGUCAGCAAAGAGGCGCUGCAGAGUGCCAUGCCUGUUCUGGAACGAUGCAAGGAGAGUGCCACCAGUGUGAAGGACAUCUUCGACAAGACCAUACCCACCAAAGACGCCUCGAGGGCAGAGCGUCUAAGAAAGGCCGUGGGAAUAAAGAUGAAGAGUAACAAGGUGAAAGAGUACAUGGAAGAGGUUGUGAAGAAUAUGGAGCUUCUUGCGGAAAACCAAGUGUUCCAAGAUGCGGAGGCGCUGAAAGAUAUUAAAGAAGCUAUCGAACAGUUGAGCAAUGUGUCUGACGACGAGGAGCAGCCUCAGUUUGUCCACUCAGGUGCGGGGGCAAUUAAUGCCAACACUGGGGGAGGUGUUCAGAAGAACUAUAACAACUCUGGACCCGGCAGUCAGUACAAUGCAGAAAACCAAUUCUUCGGGCGAGACCAAGUGGAGAACCAAAUCAACAUUGCAUACCAGCAUUUUCAAAAGGACCGUGUCGCAGAUCGAUUGCCCUACUCUAAAGGAGCAACGUAUGGCUCAUACGACGACGAUCAGAUCACCUGUCAUCCCGAGACCCGGAUCGAGAUACUCCAUCAAAUUCAGGAGUGGGCUCAGCAGUCUCGUGGUAGAAGCAUCUACUGGCUUAGUGGCGCGGCAGGCACGGGCAAAUCGACAAUCUCUCGGACCUUCGCUAAGUGGUUGACCGAGCAGGGUCGAUUCGGUCAUAUCGACCUUGGAGCCAGCUACUUUUUCAAGCGAGGCGAAGGCGACCGAGGGACUGCCUUACGAUUCUUUCCUACCAUUGCUCGAGAUCUCCUCUUCAAGAUACCUGGACUUAAUGAUCUCAUCGCAGAAGUCAUCGAGUCCGAUCCUUCGAUAUUUGACAAGGCAUUGGGUGAGCAAUUCGACAAGUUGAUUUAUCAACCCUUACAGAAAGUUAAGAUUAAUGCUGGUGGCUGUUCGGCAUUCGUCGUGGUAGUGGAUGCGUUAGAUGAGUGUGACAAAGAACGGGACAUCAAAAUCAUAAUCGAUCUCUGGUCUCGACUACCUAACAUCACGACUAUCCGUCUCCGACUCUUCCUGACCAGCCGACCUGAUGUGCCUAUUCUCCAAGAAAUUAGCACUAUUCCAGCUGACAUCCAUAAGGACAUUGUUCUCCACGAAGAAGUUCCGCAGAAGAUAAUUCAGAAUGAUAUCUUCAUCUUCUUGAAAGAUGAGUUUUCAAAGAUUCGACAAAACUACAACAGUGUACGCCCUCCAAGUAUCGCUUUGGACCUAGACUGGCCCGGCCACCAAGUCCUUCAGGCUUUGGCUGAUAUGGCCGUUCCUCUAUUCAUCUUUGCCGCAACCAUCUGCCGCUUUGUGGGUGAUUCGCAGUGGAACCCUCGAGAAAGGCUCAAGACCUUCGAAUCGAAAGGCAUAGGGACGACGUCCCAACUGGAGCGGACGUACCUUCCAGUACUCCAGCAACUAUCAGCAACAUUGAGUGACCCACGUGACGCGGAUCCGCUCUACCAAGAAUUCCGGACCAUCGUCGGAUCUAUUGUGGUCCUUGCCGAGCCGCUUUCGAUAGCAUCCCUCAGCGAUCUCCUUCAGGUACCCAAAGACAAGAUUUGGGACCGCAUACAUCCAUUACGUUCUGUGUUGCGUGCUCCUACUAACUUUGAGACACCGAUUCGAACGCUUCACCUGUCCUUUAAUGAGUUCCUAUUAGGGGACAAGCUUCGACAAGAGCCUUUCGGAGUAGACGGCCCCGCCACACAUCAAAUGCUAUCGACAAGAUGCUUACAAUUAUUGAAAAGGGAGAAGAAUGGUCUACAUGAGAACAUGUGUGGGCUUAGGUAUCCCGGCCAGUUACGAAAAGAGGUUGCACCAGCUAUAAUCGACCGACGUUUCCCACCCCAAUUGGAAUAUGCAUGUCGGUAUUGGAUUCACCACGUGCAGCAUAGUAUGGUUCAAAUUCGUGAUGAAGACGACGUGCACGUGUUCUUGCGGAAGCACUUCCUGCACUGGCUUGAAGCUCUAAGCCUAAUGGGCAGGAUCGCUGAGGUCAUUGGGCACGUAGGCGUCUUACAAUCACUUAUGUUGGCGAACGAGUCAACUCAGUUAUCAGCCUUUCUUGAAGAUGCGCGACGAUUUGUCCUUGCUAACCGAUACAUCGCCGACCUUGCUCCCCUUCAGAUUUAUUCGUCGGCUCUAAUUUUCGCACCACAGGCUAGUAUUGUGAGGAACAUUUGUGGUCAGAUCCCAACAUGGAUACGGAGGUAUCCGAUGACUCCAGUCGGAUGGAGUGCGGAGCUACAGAAGCUGGAGGGACACACAAAUUCGGUGAGCGCAGUCGCCUUCUCGGGCGACGGCUCGCUCCUGGCCUCUGCAUCAAACGAUAAGACGGUCAGGCUGUGGAACCCGCACACGGGUCAGGAGGUGCAGAAGCUGGAGGGACACACGAGUUUGGUGAAUGCGGUGGCCUUCUCGGGCGACGGCUCGCUCCUGGCCUCUGCAUCACGCGAUGAGACAGUCAGGCUAUGGAAUCCGCACACGGGCCAAGAGAAGCUGGAGGGGCACACGAGAUGGGUGAACGCGGUGGCCUUCUCGGGCGACAGCUCGCUCCUGGCCUCUGCAUCACGCGAUGAGACGGUCAGGCUAUGGAACCCGCUCACGGGCCAAGAGGUGCAGAUGCUGGAGGGACACAUUAGUUGGGUGAAUGCGGUGGCCUUCUCGGGCGACGGCUCGCUCCUGGCCUCUGCAUCACGCGAUGAGACAGUCAGGCUAUGGAAUCCGCACACGGGCCAAGAGGUGCAGGAGCUGGAGGGGCACACAGAUUCGGUGAAUGCGGUGGCCUUCUCGGGCGACAGCUCGCUCCUGGCCUCUGCAUCAGACGAUAAGACGGUCAGGCUGUGGAACCCGCACACGGGCCAAGAGGUGCAGGAGCUGGGGGGGCACACAGAUUCGGUAAAUGCGGUUGCCUUCUCGGGCGACGGCUCGCUCCUGGCCUCUGCAUCAGAUGAUGACACGGUCAGGCUGUGGAACCCGCGUACGGGUCAAGAGGUACAGAAAUUCGAGGAUGUAUCCUCUAUUACGGCCAUCAAAUUCACAGUCGACAACAAGACUUUAUUCACUAAUCGAGGAGCUCUAUCCAUCGAUAAUCGAUUACUUCCUGGCCAGCCCAUCAAAUGUUCAACCAAUGGAACUAUCGUGAUCAAAAAUGAGUGGAUUCGACGAGGUGAAUAUAAUCUCCUCUGGCUUCCACAGGAGUAUCGAAGUGGUUGUUCAGCGUUCGACGACAAUACGAUGGCCAUUGGUCUCAAUUCUGGUAAAGUCAGAUUUAUCCAGUUUGAUAGUUGA